AUGUCAAAAACAACAAAAGCUAAAGCUGAAAAACGAAAUAUUGGGACACAAACGCGUGAAAUUGAUACUAUGUUAGAAAUAGCACGCUUGCAGGAACAAGUGAAGCUUCUUACCAUUGAAAAUGACCAUUUGCGAAAAUAUACUAGUGAAAAUUCAUCAAGUAUCUCACAGUUUAUAACACCUACAACAAGUCCUAAUUGUAUAGAUAAAACAGUUAACCAUAAUGAAACAAAGCAGAAACCCUUACAAAGUCAAAGUACACAGAGAAGAAGUAAUAAAGCAGCAAUACGUGGAUGUAAUUGUAAAGGGAAAUGUUCUUCUAAAAUAUGUGGUUGUGUAAAAAAAGAUACUCAAUGUGGAGAGUGGUGUAAAUGUAAUAAUGAUACUUGCAAAAAUCAGGAGCAUCAAGACAUGGAUCAAGACACAGAAAAUUUGGUGCCUAAUGAAUUAAGACAUAAACAGAUGAAAAGCCAACAACUAGUGAAUAAACACAUAAUAGAUAAUAAUGCACAUAAGAGUCUCUUUUCUCCAAAUGCUUCGAUACAGGACUGUGCUCUUAAUACGGAAGAAUUUCAAUCAACAUCUUUAUACUUUGGCUGCCCUAAUCAGUUAACAUUUAUAUCUGAUGAAGAACAAACAAAAACAGACAAAAAUGGAAAACUUGAAGAAAUAGUGAAAAAUGAUCAGAAAACUGUAACAAAGAGAAAAGGUAGACCUAAGAAAAACAGUUUUCAGGUAAAUGGUUCUCAAUAUGUACGAAAACUCAGGUCCAGCUCUAACGAAGAUAAACAUAGACAAGAUGAUGUGAAGAUAGAAAAGCACAUACUAAGGAAAUACAGCUCUAAUGAAAUGCAAAUGAAUGAGGAACUUCAAAAAAUAGAAAAACGAACGAAAAAUAUUGUUCAAAACGUAAUGAGUGGUAUGGUAUCUCUUAGACGACGUCAAAUGAAAUCUAAACAGGAUAAAGUCAAAGAUACAAAUACUGGUAGUGAUACUGAUUCAGAAAAAGAAGUUACUAGUUCAGUCUCAAAGGUAAAUAAUUUAAAAGAAACAGAAAUACAAACACAUAAUGAUAAGCAAUCAGAUGACAUAAAUGAGCAUGAUGAUCCUGAUUUUAAUCCUAUGAAACCUAAACGUGAAUUACCUAGAACACCAGUUCAUGGUAACAGUGAAACAAUACCUUGUAAUACUCAUGAUACAUCAUUAUCCAUUUCUAAUGUUACUAUAACAGAAGAAGAACUUCUUCAAAUGCCUAUAGACCUGAGUCAAGCUCAAGUAAACUGGGAAGAACAUCAAUCUCAGCUUGUUGCAUGUAAUAAAUGCAAAAGAAAAUUCCAUCCAUUAAGAAUUAAAAAACAUCAAAACUGUUGCAAAAAAGUGUGA
Habropoda laboriosa is the source of this 1383-nucleotide messenger RNA. RefSeq lists its product as uncharacterized. Bases 1 to 1383 code for a protein of 460 amino acids. The transcript has 7 exons. Lineage: Eukaryota; Metazoa; Arthropoda; Insecta; Hymenoptera; Apidae. The record is from RefSeq and is a predicted model, not a curated record.